GAUGCCCGAGAUAACCAAGUUACUAAGAGUAAAGGUUUGUUUUGGCUUGUGGUUUGCAGGUAGUGUAUGUUGGAGCAAGCUGCCCAUCUCAUUGUUUCCAGGAAGCGGAGAGGCUGGGGAGGAAAAGACUUGAUUCCCAUAAUCUUCAUUGAUAAGCACAUCCCAAGUGACCUCACUUCCUCCCAUUAAAUCUCACCUCUUAAAGGCUACUCCACCUCCCCAAUGCACCAUAGGCUGAAGACUCAAUCUUUAAUACACAGGCCUUUGGAGGAUACUUAUUCAAACCAUAACAGCCAUUAUUAGCAAAUAUUCCUUCAAGUUCAUAUGGCCCAAGAGUUUGUCUCCUAAAUGAGAUAGAAGGGAUGCUUUGGGUGAGGCACAGAUAUCUGUUUUGGUUACAGUAAGUUUGGAUUUGCAACUGGUGUUGUGGAGCUUUCCUCAAUGCAACAGUUUCCUAGAGCUUCUUUUCCACAGGUCUAUUUGAAUCUGCUGUGUUUUCUGUCUGUGUGAGUUCAUCUGUUGUUCACGCAGGGACAGUAAAAUCCAGCAGUUGGGGCUGGGGAGGUGGCUCGGGUGCUAAGGUGAUUGAUACACAAGCAUUACGACCUGAGUUCAACCCCUAAGACUCCUGAAAACCAAACCAAACCAAACCAAAAAAACCUGGCAUGGUGGUAUGUACUUGCACUCUCAGUGCUGGGGAGAAUGAGGCAGGUAGAUCCUUUGAGGCUCAUUAAUCAGUCUGCCUAGGCUAAUUAGUGAUCUCUGCCCCCCCGCCCCGAGAGUGCCAAUAUCAAAACAGUAACAAUCACAACUUUUGAAGAAUGAUACCAGAAGUCUACAUGUACACACACACACACACCACACACACACACCACACUCACACACACACACACACACACACACACACACCUGAACAGGUUUACUGUGGAAGAAAGUAGAUCUGGGCAGAUCUGGAUAGAAGUUUCAGCCCUGUUGCUUAAUAGCUUUGCCAAUAUUUAUCGUCACCUAGAAUCUUCACCAGAUUUAUCUGGCAAGCAGUAAAUUACCUUCCUCUCUGGAAAGUGCCCAGUACAUAUGUGAACCACUUAGCUCUGGGAGAUUCAUCCUGGUGUCUGCUGCGUGGAUUGCUGCUCAGGGAAUGUGGGUGCAGAGCUGAAGCAGGUAUACAAUGGGAGCUUUGUGUUAGAGCUGACUUCUCAUAAGCCACUCACUGAAAUUGCAAGGAUGGAAUAACGUGCUUUGGCUCUGCAGGGGAGCUGGGAUACCUGAAGCCCCAGACAGCAAAGCAGGACUUGCCAGAGACCAGACCAUGGAACUCAGCCUCUUUCAGGAGCCAGGGCUCCUGAACAGGGUGGUUACAAAGCCCCCUUCCUGAUAGACCUCUCACUGUGCAGCUUAAUUUAUAUUUCACUGACAGCUUAAUGCUACUAAAGAUUUUAUGAAACUUAAGCUUUUCAAAUGCCACUUUUGUUAUUCUUACUGAAAUCCUUCAAUCGCUAGUACAUCAACAACAACAAAACAACAACAUCUCUAAAUCAACACAGAGGAGGACAAGCAGAGACAGCAGGCCAGGAACUCAACAGUUCUCUGCUAAGACAGCUGGCGCCUUGGGUUGCUGUAGCUGAGAAAGGGAAGUGAACACGGGGUGGCAGGGUUCAGAUCUUGGGGUGGAUUUACGGAUCCACACACUGGCCUGAUAGCUGCGUUUUCUGAGCUAGGGAGGUAAGUGAUGGCAUGGUCCUUGGUGGUGCCGAUCCAUAUUGGAGGCGAAGUCACUAACGCUCCAGCCCCAUCCUGCACUUCCCGGAACCGGCAGCGCAGGGAGCAAGCCUCAGAGCCACAACAGGUGCAUUAAUUCCGACUGUCGUGAUCCCCCUCGGGCAGUGCCCACACACCACUGGGCAGGUCUCCGGGGGAGCUGCCCGUGGUGCUGAAUUUUCCUUUGUUUGAGAGGGACCUGGGGCCACCGAGCAGGCAAAAAAGCUGAAAGGGUCCACUGGAGAGUCAGAGCCCUAAGAUCCCUGACCAGCGCCAGAUGCAGCCCAGCAAAUCCUUGCUAGACCCCAGCUCUAGCGACUCUGUCAGCUGCAGCUGGAGCUCUGCAGUAUCUGGAGGUGGCCUGACCCUCAUUCCCUUCACUCCCUAGUGUAUCCCGACUUCCCCAUCCUCACAUUCUCCCCGACCCUGUGCCUUCUGAGACAGCAACUGGUGGACCGCGCAAAUUGGCACUUCCCGCACCUCCUCUGCCUUCCCCUGGAACGCGUCCCUCCGGAACAGCUUCUCCAAGCCCCCCCUCCCCCGCACACUUCGGCAGCGGAGCUCACCUCUGGAGCUUGCGGCGGGUACCCGGCCCCACCCCCUUUCUUAUUCCAUCCCUACUACACUCGCGGCCCCCUUCUCUAAGCACAGAGUUGGGCAGCAUGCUCCGCCUCCAUCUUCCAUAGAAGGGAGAGCUGGUGUGGGGGAAGAGGUGGAGGGGAGGAGCUCCUAGACCCCUCAAAAGCUGCCGGCCCCUGGGAACGCCUAGAGUGCCCGUCGUCCCCGAGGGCCUAAGGGACAGCAGGCAGUCCGCUUCCGCCUUUGAGAACGCUUUCUCGCCAGCAAUCCUGCUUACAGGUGGCCAUGACCUCACUGCCCACUGGAACCACUGGGGACCCCGAUUUGUUUUCUGGGCUGUCGCCAGCCGGCUCCACUCCAGCCAACCAGAGCGCAGAGGCCUCGCGGGGCAACGAGUCGGCUCCCCGAGCUGCGGCAGUCACGCCGUUCCAGAGUCUGCAGCUGGUGCACCAGCUCAAGGGGCUGAUCGUGAUGCUCUACAGCGUCGUGGUGGUGGUGGGGCUGGUGGGCAAUUGCCUGCUGGUGCUGGUGAUCGCGCGCGCGCGCCGGCUGCACAACGUGACCAACUUCCUCAUCGGCAACCUGGCCUUGUCCGACGUGCUCAUGUGCGCCGCCUGUGUGCCACUCACGCUGGCCUACGCCUUCGAGCCUCGUGGCUGGGUGUUCGGUGGAGGCCUGUGCCACCUGGUUUUCUUCCUACAGCCGGUCACCGUCUACGUGUCAGUGUUUACGCUCACCACAAUCGCCUUGGACCGCUACGUCGUUCUGGUGCACCCGCUCCGCCGGCGCAUCUCUCUGAGGCUCAGUGCCUACGCGGUGCUGGGUAUCUGGGCUCUGUCUGCGGUGCUGGCGCUGCCCGCCGCGGUGCACACCUACCAUGUGGAGCUCAAGCCGCAUGACGUGCGCCUUUGCGAGGAGUUCUGGGGCUCGCAGGAGCGCCAGCGCCAGCUCUACGCCUGGGGACUGCUGCUGGGCACGUAUUUGCUCCCCCUGCUGGCCAUCCUCCUGUCCUACAUCCGGGUGUCCGUGAAGCUGCGGAACCGCGUGGUGCCCGGCAGCGUGACCCAGAGCCAAGCGGACUGGGACCGAGCGCGUCGCCGCCGCACCUUCUGUCUGCUGGUGGUGGUGGUGGUCGUGUUCGCAGUCUGCUGGCUGCCGCUGCACGUUUUCAACCUGCUGCGGGACCUGGACCCGCGUGCCAUCGACCCCUACGCCUUCGGGCUGGUGCAGCUUCUCUGCCACUGGCUCGCGAUGAGCUCAGCCUGCUACAACCCCUUCAUCUACGCCUGGCUGCACGACAGCUUCCGCGAGGAGCUGCGCAAGAUGCUGCUGUCCUGGCCUCGCAAGAUCGUGCCCCGUGGCCAGAGCGUGACCGUCAGCGUGGUCAUCUGAUGUCACUCUGCCAGGCCUGAGCUGGGGAGCUCCAUAGCCCUUAGCCCCGGAGGUCAUCAUGAGACCUUAUUCCCCGCACCAGAGAUAUGCCAACACAGUGCGAGAUCCCUGCCCGCCUUCUCGGCUAGCUAUUUGUGUGGUUUGUUGUUGUUUUUGUUUUGUUUCGUUUCGUUUCUGUGAAAUGUUAGGUGGGCUUUGGAGCAGAAGAGCCUGGGGCGCGUGAGAGGAGCAGAUUUACCAGUUCUUUCUUCUACCUCUGAAAGCAAAACACAGCUAUUUCUCUGGGUUCAGAAAAAAUAAUUCAGAAGCGGGGCUUUCUUUUCUUUCACCUUGCUUACAGCAUGGGUGGGAUUUAAAUGUGGUGCUGGGGUUGGUGAAAUUUUUCACCUUACCUUUUUAAAAGGCCCCAGAUGAGACAUAAUGACUUGGAUUUAUGAUUGAUUUCCAAUAAUAUGUAUCCCAAAUCAAUAUUCAGGAUUUCAGCAUUUUCUGAAUAUGGUUUUUAGGCUCCAAAAAGAUUUUUCAUUUAAAAACCAUUUAAAUUUAUAGUACAAAUCCAGUUUCAAGUUACAUUUCAGGGGAUGUUGCUUUUGUUUUCUAACUCUCGGCUACCAAAUUGAAAGGAUGAAGCAGGUCAGUAGGUAGAAAGCUUGCCUAGCCUGGGUUCAGACCCUGCACAAUGGGAUGUGAUAGUGCCUGCCUGCAAGCCCAUGAGGUAAGAGAUGGAGGAAGAAGGAUCAGCAGUUCAUGAUAAUCUUGAGCUACACAGUACAUCUGAGACCAGGCUGGGCUACAUGAGAGGAACUGAUCACUGAAGAGAUAGGCAAAAGGAGAAAGGUGUGAUUCCCUAAGGACACCUGUACCUGUGCUUAAAGACAGAUGUGUGUGUGUGUGUGUGUGUGUGUGUGUGUGUGCGUGCAGAGAAGUGUUUAUCACCAGACAGAAACUUAAAUGUUUGCUUUCACGAGUGCUCAGUGUGGGCUGUGUGCCGCAGCAUUCUCCUGCAUCCUCUAACUGCUGAAUUUCAACAGAUCAACAGCUGCCAGUUGACUGCUCAGCACCUGCUCCCUGGAGAUUCUUGCAACAUAUCAGCCCAGAAGCCAAGAGCUGGAUUACUUACUGAUAAUACAGAAAAAGAAAUGUCCACCUACAACCUGCACAGUUCAAAUGCUAGUCACUGUCAGGGUUUCAGGAACAGGUGAAGGCUGGAGGGCCUGAGGCUGGUUUGGGGAUCAGCACAUUAACUUCUUAAGAGUUCUGUUAAUGAGGAGUGUAUCUGGGGCAAGGGCCUCAGUAAUGGGUGCUGAGACAGCCACCGUGCAGUGAAGGAGCUUUGGGAAAGGAUACAGAGCACCCUGCUCUCAAGCCAGGGCCUGUGAAGUGUGUGGUAUGAGUUACGGUCCAUAGCAAGUCUGUGAGGCUCUAGUGCUUCUCCAGCACAGUCUCCCCUUCUCUUCUGUUACUUUUGGAAGAAGACUGGCUCAUUUAUCAGAGUGCUGUGCAAGAAGAGGGGUGGUACUAAAAUGACAGCGGCAGCUGAUGGGGGGCGUGAACAUUUCUUAUGUCGUUAGGCAGCUCUGGAAGUCUUCAGUAGCUGCAGGGUCACAUUCCAUUGACUGAAAAAAAGCUGAAGCAGGGUAGGAGGGGAGAUGGUACUACCUCUGGCAGUAGCACCUAACUGGCUUUGAGCUUCAUCUAGAGGCUGGAGCAUGCAGAACUUGUACUCUGAUGAUGCAGUGUACACCCACACAGAAUGUUACAAACAAUUAUUGUAUUUGCUAGGCAUCCCAGAGAUGGGCAUUGUAUUUCCUGUCCAGGCUCAAAGCCAGAGCGUGCUUUUGAUGGGUACAUAUGAAAAGAAAAGGAAAUGGGGAAGAGGCAAGAUUAGUUAGAGAGGAAUCCUGUCAACUCUGGUCUUUUUCUUGAAAUUGCUGGUUUCAGCCCUGGCUGCUCUUAGAUUCCCCCCUAGGAAAAUACAAACCAAACCAAAAAAAAUACACUGAUGCCCAGUCUUUGUCAACACCUUCACCCGCCCUCAUCUAAUGGCUUUAAGGUGGGACCAGAGAGCUUGCAUUCUUUGAAGUACUUCUGAAGAUUUUAAUGUGCAGCCUGACUAGAAUACUUUAAGAAUGAUCCUGUUUCCUAAUGUUGCUCAAAAAUACCUUUGUGAAACUUCAUUUAUACAUAUCAAAGUUGUUAAGAAUCUGGACUUGAAUUUGACAUGAGUUACAAGUCUCAGUUGGAGAAUACACUGUCAAUUUUUACACAAUUUGUGCUCUAUCAGUUUUGGAGGACAAUCCUCAUGAUAGAAUAUUUGCACAUUCAUCUAUCAGUUUCUUUAAUCAGUUCCUGUGUAGCUCAUCAGUUUAGAAGGAACAUUAUUUAGUUUUAGUUAAAUUGCAUAAUAAAGUUACCCAUCAUUAAAUAUUCCAAUAAUUCAUUGUUAAGGUGUUAAAAAAAUAAAAUGUUCCCUGAUUAGUUUAAGGCCACACCUACUGUGAGAAGAAAGUGUCUCUCUUACACUAGGAAGACUGCUACCAGUGCAUCAUGCAAGGACCCAAGCUAAAAACUUAAGCAUUUGUAAGAUCUUCUGGGUCGUCUAAUGAUGGCGCUAAGUUAGGCUGUGCUCAGGAGCAUCUCUGCAAACUGAGAAACUGGCAGCUAAACACCAACUAAUUAAUUGGUACCUGAUGUGACAUCUAUUUGGAAGUAGUUUGCCAAACAAACUGAUGUGUAAAAACAUCUCUCAGAGAUGGGUUCCAGAGAAAUCUGUAUAGGCUUAUACAUAGAAAGUGUGUUUCAUAAUUAAUUUUCUGUUGUAUCAAGUGCCUAAGAUGAGUAAGCAGGUCCACUCCUGCAGGAAGGAGAACAAAGCAGGGACCUGAGCCAGCUGGGAACUUGGCUGACAAGAGGUUCUGUAAUCCUUUUUGCAAGCAUUGUCAGCAGGCCUCACUUUUGGCAUGUGAUCAAUAGAUUUAUCUCACCAAAUCAGCAGAGGAGCAUUUCAGUAUGUGCUAGCAACAGUGACCUUGGAUAGCAACCAUGAGAGACACAAGUCAUAAUAACUCCAGGUGAUGUAGCCGUCCGAGCUUCUCCCCAAUGGAUGUUCAGGCUGCUCUUUUAUCAGGGCAGCUCAUUUUCCAUUUUUUUAUUUUUUUAAUUUUAAUUUUAAUUUUUCUGGUGAACUAUUCAACUACCUUUGGUCUGCAUUAGUGAACAUCUAGUAGUCUUUUAGAUGCAAGGCCAGGAACUGACCUCAAGGGCACUCAUGUAAGAUCAUGACUUGAUGGACACAUGAUUCAUCCCUCACAGAGAGAUGCUGGGAAGGCAUGUCUGUAAUGUCCACACGCUGACUGCUUCAUUCUAUGUGUAUGUCUUUGAUGCUGAGCCAUGUGGGAGGGUUGUCAGGCUGGAGCGUGUAGUGUGUUUGAUAUAAUAAAUAUUACAUCAGUUGCGUACAGUCCAGCUGUGGAAUUAAUAUACCUAGCCAAAGCCAUGCCAGGAAAAUCUUAGUGUCCAACUAGAUUUUAUCAGUUUUUACUAAUUCCAGAGAUGAAGUAUUCAUGCUGGCUUUUCUGUGACCCUCUGUCCCCAGUCUGCAUGAUGGCUUUAGUGUCUGGCACUAAGACUUUCAUCCCUCUGAGGCAGGACCCUAAAUCCACAGGGCCAUCAAAAAAGAAGUGGAGGAUUUCAUGCUGAGUUUCUGUGCUGCCAUGAAUGUAGAUGAAUAUUUAAUGGUUAGCAUUUUAUCAACCAUUUUCCACAUGUAGCUUGGAAAAUUCUAAAAACAUACAAUGAAUGGGUCAAUAAAUAAGAUCUAGAGCAUUUUAAAACUUUAAUGAUAGAGUCAUAAACAAGUUUGCUUUUUGGUGAAUAUGGAUUAUAAUUUUAAGAUGGAUUUAUGGCUGGCCAGCAAGAGUGCUCAUCUGGUUAAAAGGCGCUUGCUACCAGGACUGACCCUGGGAAUGAAAUCUCAGGACUCAUGUAAUGGAGAGAACAGGUUCUCUAGUGUUGUGCUCUGACCUCCAUGCGUGCUUGGUGGCAUGCACAUACACCCAACUAAAUAGUGACUCUAUGGGAAUGAGGUGGGCAAAAGGUGCAGUGGUACUUGCAGCUCAGUAAUGAAGACCUGAUUUGGAUCCUGCAUGGGGUAUAAUUUCAGCUCCAAAGAUCUGACCCUCUCUUCUGGCACACAUUCAUCUACUUGCACACUCACCCAUAAGCGAAAUAAAAAAUAAAAAUCAUUUACAAAGGGAUUUAUGAACACAUUUUUUUUUCUGGUUCUACUCUUCCUGAAUAUGAAAUAAGCUAUAUAUAAAAACUGGGAAAGGAAGAGGUUCAGACUGGAUGGGAAUUAGUCAUUAUCCACAAAAAGCCUGGACACUCAAAGCCAGACUGUGGAGGCAGUGAGUCUCAUUCCAACAACCAAGUACAGAUAUUUCUAGCAAGUUCUUUUUUAAAAAAUUACUAUAUUUAUAUGUAUUAUGUAUAUGAGUACUCGCCUUCCUUGUACACCUGCUCACCAGAGAGGUCGUCAGAUCUCACUGCAGAUGGCUGUGAGCCACCACAUGGUUGUUGGGAAUUGAACUCAGGUCCUUUGGAAGAGCAGCCAGUGCUCUCAGGCUCUUAGCAGGGGUGUUUCAGAUGUCCCCCGUCCCAUUUUUAUUCCUCUCUCUUGCCCUUUGUCUUUGCUGCUGCUCUGCUUAUCUAUAAAAUACGUCCUGUCUGAAGUCCCUCCCUAGGGAUGGGGGAUAUAGGGUUCACGUCCUCGUCUUCUGUUUGCCUCUUGUAAAGGAGAAGCCACUGACUCUAAUCCAGACAUAACAAAGACAGCUUGUACCCUGGGACAAGGUGUGUCCAGAUCACAGUGUUGCCUGGACCCCAUGGGUCUGGCCCCAAACAUUUGCUCAGAAUUUUUACAGGCCUUGUAACUCAAUAAACCUCACUGCGGGCUCUCAAGAGGACCUAAUAGUAAAAGGUCAAAUGGUGUCAUUUGAGCAUCUGCUGUUGGAGAAAAGAAACAGGAUCCGGCAAAAGCAACAGCCUCUGCUUCUAAGAGGUCCCCACCUCACCUCUCAGCUCUCACAAAAGCUUUUCUUGGCUUGCUGGUGGUCAAGUCUCCCAGUUCCAGAGCACAUGUCCUCCUUCUGGAUGGCAGCCACUUACGAAUGGAAUGCCAUGCUACCAUCAUUUCCCCCACCCCUCUGUUACAUCCAGGCAAAGGAGGAAAAAAAUACAUUUUACUGAGAAGACUAAAUGAAGACUUUAAGUUUGACCUGAGAGAGUUAGGUUGAGAGAGUGACACAAUCAAUCUUACCCUUGGGUCUUCACUCAGGGGUGGGCUCAAGGUAGGAGGUAACCUAAGGUGGCAUAUUUGGUGUCCACACUAUAGCUGGUGUGCUUAUAAGUAGGCUCCUUCGAGUUGAGGAGAGUGUCCUUCUAAGCCGCUGCCCUUUUCAGGACAAAUGCUGUGGGCUCAAUGCCCCAUUCAGGAUUAUAGGCAGUUGGAAGAUCAGAACAGUUGUCAGUACCUCUCAAGUUUACAGCUCUUUCUUAUGGACAGGUCUCUGUCACAUUGCCUACCUACUCCACACCCCCUGCCCUUUAUUUCUCUCCAUGAUACAAUUACAAAGUCUGAUGCAUUUACAUCCCAAUGUUACUUUCUGGAAGAGGAGUGGGCUUUGAUAAGCUUAGACCAGUGAUAAUGGACAGUUUCUUGUCCACUCCCCUGCACCAGAAGAAAUGAUCUGGUCAGACUGGAGGUGUUAGUUACUUUUCUCUUUUCUGACAAAGUAUCUGACAAAGCCAACAUACAGAAGGGAAAGCUUACUUUGGCGUUUGGCUUGAGGGUCCAGCCUGUCAUGGAGGGGGUUGUAGUGAAUAGGGGUGUGAGGCAACAGGUUCAGUUGUGCCUGCAGGCUGGAUGCAGAAAGAGAAGAUGCUGGUACCCAACUCAGCUCACUCUCUCUCUUUCACUCAUGAAAGGAUGUCACCCAUACCAUGCAACCCAACCUAGAAAUUUCCUCACAAACAUGUCCAGAGUUUUUUCUCCUAAGUGAUUCUGGAUUGUGUCAAGUUAACAGUAUCACUCAUCACAUUAGGGUAAUACUGUCUACCUUCACUAACUGUCAGAGGCGGGACCUUUCCCACAGGACAGAGGCCCCAGGGAGUGUCUCCCAUUGGGCUAUAAAUCCAGAAGGUCAAAAGUCUAGCAGAGUAAUUUUUUUUAUCUUAUCUAAUCACAGUUGAGUGUUUCAGCCCACAUCUAGAUCUAGUAGAGGUUCAUUCACUACCUAAAUGUGAGGUGAAGUGUAGGGACACACAAGGAAGGGGCAGUAACCCAUGGCUAGAAGGAGCAGAGGUGCUGUUACCAUUCUCAGUCUGGAUGCAAGAGGGCUGAAAUUCCAAGGAGGAGGAGAAAAACUAGUGGAGCAAUAGCAUCUGGGAGAGGAAUAGAACCAGUUGCCAGUGUCCCUGUGGAGAGGGAGCCUGUGGCAAAUUUGCAGGAAACUGGAAUGCUCACAGGCAGGUGUAAGGAUCUCAAAAAUGGCAUAUGCCAUGACUGUUCAGUAUUGACCUCUCAUACUUGCCCUGUGGCUCCUAGAGCCUUCUCAGAUAAAGCAGCACUUGACUCAGACUCUGAAGGACAUCCAAAACCAUGAGUAACAAGGAAGGUGCUUUGGACCGACAUGUCUCAGGGCUAACAGAGAUAGGACAGAGAGAGUGUAGGGUUUGCUUGCAAGAGGCAGGAGGGAGAGAAUGGCCAAGAAAGAUGAAUACAGUUGGUUAAAUUAGUUGGUUUUGCUAUGUGUUGGGCACAGUGCAAAGGACCUCACAUUGUUCUUCUCUUACCACAUUAUCCUUGUUUUACAGAGAAGAAAACAAACAUGUAGAGAAGUUCAGAAAUUUACCAAGAUGUCACCAUGGUAGGUGGUAGCACUGGGCUAAAAAUUCCAAAGGCUGCAGCUGAAACAACAAUAACAUCAUCCUGGAAUUGAGCCAGAAGGGCCUGGCCCUUCAGGAGAGUAGUAGGGAACCAUGGAAGGUUUAGAAUAAGAAACAGAAAGACUGAUUUGUUCAGGACUAAGCUCUAGGCCUAUGGCAAGUGGGAGAGAGUGAGAGCAUGGAUUAGACGCUUUCUUCAGUGAUGUGACCAGGUUCCUGACAUAGGCAGCACAAGGGAAGACAUAUUUAAAAAACAUUAAAAACUAAGUUAAUAUUUUGACUUAUGGUUGCAGUGACUUCAGUCUGCAGUUCUUGGGGCUGUUGACUCUGGGCCCAUGGAGAGGCAGACCAUCACAGUGGCAGGAAUGGAUAGAGGAAGAGGCUGUUCUUGGUGGAUCAGGGGUGAGCUAAGCCCUUCAAAGGCUUCUGGUGACCUAUUUCCUUCCACCAGGCUCUGCCUGUUAGAGUUGCUCUGUGUCUUUUCUUCAGAUCUUGGUAAACAUUCAGGGAUGAACAGAAGUUGGAGCCUAUGUGGUUGAUUUCUGGGGUGUGGUAAGCUUGGGAGACCUGGGCUGGGUAACAACUGAUCACUAAUAAUUUCUGCCAGUGCCCACAGGUGUUGUGACUCACGCUUUAUGUGCCACCAGCUACCUAUCAGCAGAGAGCUGCCAUAAAGUUAAUUUCUUUCUUUCUUUUCAAUUCCCUAAUAUAAGGAAACCAUGAAUAUGGAUGACAAUGGCAUAAAGAAAGUCCAUGUUCAACUGUCCAAAUUACCGUAGGUCUUUUUCUUUUAUCGUGCUAAUUCUUUCAGACAAUUAAAAAAGAGGUGGAUUCCCAUUCUCCAAGCAGGCAAGCCGAGCUCGCUCUUAAGCAGUGGUUCUCGGCCUUCUUAAUGCUGUGGCCCUUUAAUACAGUUUGUCAUUUCUACUGGUGAUUUUCUACUUGAAUGGAAGGAGGGACAUGUGCUGCUGGGUGAAUGAACGCCCUACAAAACAUACGAGGUUGGCAGUCAUUCAUCAGGCCAUUGCCACUCAGGUGCUCAUUACGAUAAUCAUCAGGUAAUGGUGCUCUGGGUGGCCGCUGAAGCCUGAAGAGAAAUCAGAUAGUCUGUACCAAGGAUCAACACAAAACUGGAUCAUGUGUCCAUCUUUCAAGUUCACUGUGAAGGUUGUUAGGAUGUAUGUCUUAUGAUCUAUUCAUGGAGGGUGAUUUGGCUUUGAAUCUCUGUAGUACUCUGUACUCAGCACGUGUUCCCAGGAAGGUGACCAGGUUUGUGGAAGACAAGACAAUUGCCUGUUGGACAGCUCACAGCUCCACAGCAGUAAAACUGGUUUGAAUUUCAUUUCAGGCUGUUGCUCUAGCCCAGGCAAGCACUGCCCACAUCACAGGUUUUUGGUUGCAGUGCUGCCAGCUGGGCCUUGGACAAGACUCUUUUCCAACAUUUUUAUAAAAUGAUUUCUUUUUAUUUUAUGUGCAUUGGCAUUUUCUCCGCACGUGUGGCUGUGUGAAGGUGUCAGAUCCCGUAGAACUGUAGUUACAGACAGUUGUGAGCUGCCAUGUUGGUGCUGGGAAUUGAACCAGAUCCUCUGGAAGAACAGCCAGUGUUUUUUUUUUUUUAAUUAAAUUUUUAUUUUUUACAGUUACAGUUUAUUUACUUUGUAUCCCAGCUGUAAACCCCCCCCCCAAUCCCUCCCUCCCUCUCUCAUCUCCUCACUGUCCCUCUCUAAGUCCACUGAUAGGGAAGGUCCUUCUCGGCUUCCAUCUGACCCUAGCUUAUCAGGUCUCUACAGGAUUGGCUGCAUUGUACUCCUCUGUGGCCUAGCAAGGCUGCUCCUCCCUUGGGGGGGGGGGUUUGUCAAAGAGCCAGCCACUGAGUUCAUGGCAGAGACAGUCCCUGUUCCCCCUUACUAGGGUAUCCACUUGGAUACUGAGUUGCCAUGGGCUACAUCCCAGCAGGGGUUCUAGGUUAUCUCCAUGCAUAGUCUUCGGUUGGAGUAUUAGUCUCAGAAAAGACCCCUAGGCCCAGAUAUAUUUGGUCCUUGUAAAGAUCCUAUCCUCUCCAAGUCAUACUAAUUCUCUCUUCUUUCAUGAUUCCCUGCACUCUGCCCAAGGUUUGGUUAUGAGUCUCAGCAUCUGCUUUGAUACACUGCUAGGUAAAGUCUUUCAGAGGCCCUCUGUGACAGGCUCCUGUCCUGUUACUUGUUUUCUCCUACUUCCAAUGUCCAUCUCAUUUGUCUUUCUAAGUGAAGAUUAAUCAUCUUACCCCAGGUCCUCUUUCUUGUUUAUCUUCUUUAGGUGCACAGAUUUUAGUAUGUUUAUCCUAUCUUAUAGGUCUAGUAUCCACUUAUAAGUGAGUAUGUACUGAGUGUGUCUUUCUGCUUCUGGGACACCUCACGUAGGAUGGUCUUUUCUAGAUCUCACCAUUUGCCUGCAAAAGUUCAUGAUUUCCUUGUUUUUAAUUGCUGAGUAGUACUCUAUUGUGUAAAAGUACCACAAUUUCUGUAUCCAUUCCUCAGUUGAGGGGCAUCUGGGUUGUCUCCAGGUUUGGCUAUUACGAAUAAAGCUGCUACAAACAUGGUUGAACAAAGUCCUUGUUGUGUACUUGAGCGUCUUUUGGAUAUAUGCCUAGGAGUGGUAUAGUGGUAUAGGAGUGGAUCUUGAGGAAGCACUAUUUCUAAUUGUCUGAGAAAGCGCCAGAUUGAUUUCCAUAGUGGUUGUACAGUUUACAUUCCCACCAGCAAUGGAGGAAGGUUCUCCUUUCUCUAUAUCCUCUCCAGCAUGUGUUGUCACUUGAGUUUUUGAUCUUAGCCAUUCUGAUGGGUGAAAUCUCAGGGUCAUUUUGAUUUGCAUCUCCCUGAUGGCUAAGGACAUUGAGCAUUUCUUUGACUGUUUCCCUGCCAUUCUAUAUUCCUCUACAGAGAAUGCUCUGUUUAGCUCUGUACCCCAUUUUUUAAUUGGAUUGCUUGAUUUGUUGCUUUUUAACUUCUUUAGUUCUUUAUAUAUUCUAGAUAUCAGCCCUCUGUCAGAUAUAGGGUUGGUGAAGAUCCUUUCCUGGUCUAUACAGCCAGUGUUCUUAACCUCUGAACCAUCUUUCCAGCCCCUCUUUUCCAACACUUAGACAUUGAAAGAUGAUGUGAUCUACAAAGAUCACACUUGAGAAUCAUGCAGUUCAGUCACACACACACACACACACACACACACACACACACACACACAGGAAAUCAUGAUAAUUCUCUUUUCUCUGGCUAUGAUAGAACACUCUGAUAAAAAGCAACUUAGGUGAGCAAAGGAUUUAUUUCAGUGUAUAUUUCCAGGUCACAGCUCAUCAUUAAAGGAAGUCAGGGCAGGACUCUGACGGCGGGACUGCUUGCUAUUCCACACAGCACCACGUCUGUUGAGGAAACUAGUCCUAGCCAAGGGAGUCCAGCAGGAAUCAUGGAGAGUGCUGCUUGAGGCUUGCUUAUCCACAGACCCAUACUUUGCUAUCUCUUUAAAAUAUAGUUCAGGACCACCUGCUCAGGGAAUGGUGCCAUCCACAGGGGCUGGAACUUCCUAUAUCAAUUAAGAGUCAAGACAUGUCCAUUGACUAAUCUUGUUUGAGAAAUCCCUCAACUGAGACCAACUUUUCAGGUGGCUUUAGGCUGUGUCAAGUUGACAGUUAAAAUCAACUAGGGCAUUAUGUUUCAAGUAUGUCUAUUGUUUUGU
Molecule: messenger RNA, 14379 nt
Organism: Meriones unguiculatus (Mongolian gerbil)
Lineage: Eukaryota; Metazoa; Chordata; Mammalia; Rodentia; Muridae
Gene: Prlhr
Product: prolactin releasing hormone receptor
Exons: 2
Coding region: 2623-3729 (368 amino acids)
Biological process (GO): G protein-coupled receptor signaling pathway
Cellular component (GO): plasma membrane; neuron projection
Molecular function (GO): neuropeptide Y receptor activity; neuropeptide binding
Source: RefSeq, a predicted model, not a curated record